Molecule: messenger RNA, 591 nt
Organism: Fusarium sp. VM40
Lineage: Eukaryota; Fungi; Ascomycota; Sordariomycetes; Hypocreales; Nectriaceae
Source: the annotation of a GenBank genome assembly
AUGCCGCCUCGACAAAUUUUGAUCCGGCCAGGCCAGAUGCGAGCAGUUUUGCUUGCAUUCAGAGCGACGCCCCUUUCCAGCUCGGGUAUUCGUCACUCGAGCACCGCCCCCGCAACAAUAGUCGAUCGCGGGUUCUGGCAAUCCCUUGUACCGAAACCAUUGCGAAAGGAAAACCGCCAAUUGAGAAAGAAGUCCAAGGAAUGGAACCCAGCGACAUUCUUCGUAGCUAUCUUUCUUCUCAUCGGAUCGAUGUCAAUCCAGAUGAUUGCAGUGCGGAAUUCAUUUGACCGGUUUAUGCGACAGUCAGAGGCUCGAAUUACCUCGUUGCGCGAUGUUGUCGAAAAGAUACAGCGGGGUGAAACGGUUGAUGUUGAGAAGGCACUUGGCACUGGUGACCCAGCAAAGGAGUCUGAUUGGGAAGAGAUGCUUAGAGCCAUUGAACGUGAUGAAGCAGCCCGUAAGGCGAAACGAGAGAAGGCAGAGCGAAGCGAGCUUGUUACUGCCACACCAGUCGCCAACGUCCAGGAUACAGAGCCAGUUAAAGCCGCACCUACUAAGGCGAAAACCGGAAAAUUUGGAAGCUUCUUUUAG